GCUAAGGCGAGCUUUCUGGAAGUUUCCACCCCUCCCUGCUGAGCAACUACUAAAUCAAACCAUUCAAUGACAAUGGAUCCGAAGAACAUCAGAAAAAGGAAAUAUAGUGAGGAUUUCUUACAAUAUGGUUUUACCUCAAUAUUUACAGCGGGAAUCAAGAAACCGCAAUGUGUAAUUUGUUGCAACGUUCUAUCAGCUGAAUCGAUGAUGCCAAACAAACUGAAACGCCAUUUUGAGAGCAAGCAUCCAAGCUAUGCUGGCAAGGAUACAAACUAUUUUAGAACCAAAGCUGAUGGACUCAAGAAAGCCAGACUUGACACUGGUGGCAAAUACCACAAACAAAACAUAGCAGCCAUUGAAGCUUCAUAUGUGGUGACACUCAGAAUCGCCAGAGCUAUGAAACCUCACACCAUUGCUGAGGAGUUACUGUUGCCAGCGGCCAAAGACAUUGUUCGACUUAUGAUAGGAGACGAAUUUGUGAUGAAAUUGAGUGCAGUUUCCUUAUCCAAUGAUACUGUCCACAGAAGAAUAGAUGACAUGUCUGCUGAUAUUCUUGAUCAGGUAAUCCAAGAAAUUAAAUCUGCUCCACUUCCAAUAUUUAGUAUCCAGCUAAUUUAACAAUCUGACAGCUUAUAUACACCUUGAAGAUGUUCUUGGAUAGCAUCAGAAUAAGUGGGAAAUACUUGUUGUUGUUAAUUGCGAAGUCGUGUCCGACCCAUCGCGACCCCAUGGACAAUGUUCCUCCAGGUCUUCCUGUCCUCUACCAUCUUCUGGAGUCCAUUUAAGUUCACACCUACUGCUU
Molecule: messenger RNA, 802 nt
Organism: Crotalus tigris (Tiger rattlesnake)
Lineage: Eukaryota; Metazoa; Chordata; Lepidosauria; Squamata; Viperidae
Product: zinc finger BED domain-containing protein 5-like
Exons: 2
Coding region: 67-618 (183 amino acids)
Source: RefSeq, a predicted model, not a curated record